This is a messenger RNA of Drosophila eugracilis, 3821 nucleotides long. RefSeq lists its product as uncharacterized. The record is from RefSeq and is a predicted model, not a curated record. NCBI's taxonomy places the organism in Eukaryota, Metazoa, Arthropoda, Insecta, Diptera, Drosophilidae. The coding region runs from base 335 to 1240 and encodes 301 amino acids. The transcript is spliced from 2 exons.
UUGUCCUGUGAACUUCGUCGCGCUGCGAGGUCCUGCGAGAUUCCGCAUUUUCCUCUUCUGGUGUGAGUGCUACGUGUUUUGUGCGCGUGUGUAUGUGUGUUUCUGUGUGAGGGCGCCAAGUUUUUCGGUGAGACUUUAACCACCAGUAAACAACAACAGAACAGAGACAGUGACAAAAAAAAGCAGAAGAGGGAAAGGGCGAAGGACGAAGGACAAUACAGCCUGCGGCCAGGGAAACCGCAAUCAAAAAUUGUAAACAAACUCUGGAAAUUGAGAAAAAUCAACAAAGGAAAACGACGCCGCCAAGUAGGCAACAAUUCCGCUGCUAGCCAACAUGGAAAUGGACGUUAAUCGCCCGACUGGCCGCCAUGGCAACCUAAUGACCAUAUCCGCCCGCUGCUCCAAUAACAACGCAGCCGACACUGGGGCAACAAGGACAUUGGCAGGAGGUGAGGCAGCUUCUGGGGCGGCGCCUCCCAGCGGCUGUUGCGGCAUCUUGAGCCGCCUCCUCUGUGUGAGCCGCCACAAAGCCACGCAAUCGGUGGCAGGCAGCGACCCCUUCUCCCAGCUGCAACUGCAGCGCAAAGGAGUCACUGCUGGCGGUGCAACAACAGCUGCGACUUCCGGACAGCGACGCCGAAGGACGCCGCAGGAAAUCUACUUCGAGAGCCGCGGCAAGUCCUGCAAGAAACUAUUGAAAUUCAAUGGCAAUUCCAACAAGAUUCUGCUGUAUCCCGAGGAGGGUUGGGCGCGGACCGCCUCGUCCAGUUACUGGACCAUCACGCCCUGCUUCUGGCAGCCCAAUCGCUGUCGCAUCGUCGAGUGCUCCGGAACCCAGCGGCGCGCAACGAAGGCCCGGAUGCUGCCCCUGGAGCAGCAGGGCUCCCUCCUGAUUGCCGGACACUUUCGCCGGACAACGGCGGUGGGUGGAGGAGCGUCAUCGCCCGGCGCAGGAGGGGUAGCGGGCUCCGGGUCGGUAUCUGCGACGCCCACUCCUGCAAUACCUGCCACUGCAGUCCGGCCGGGGUCAACGGGUUGUGACAAGUCGCCGCCCGCGUGGAACGACGAGUUCAAGCUGUAUCUGACGUCGAACAUCUCGAUGGAGGACUACAACAUGGGCUACUGCCUCACCGGGUUCGUGGAGCGCCGCUGCCAGGUGACCAACACCUUCCAGAUGACUCACUUCGCGGUUAUCAAGCGCCAGUGGCCACCGUCGCCGUCCAACCUGGGCAACUCCUAAGGCCCCCGAAUCCCACUUUAGUAAUUGUGAUCCGAUCUUUUGUUUCGAAUUGGUAACGAAAUGAAAUCAUAUAAGCUGGUUGAGGCUGCUUUCACUUUCAGAGAGUUUUUUAAGUUAUAAUAAUAAUUCAAACUGCUUGAAGGUGAAAGCAGACACAGUCCUCAUACGUACCGAUUAAGUUCUUAGCGUUUAAGUAGAGCCAAAUGUUUGUUGUGCAAUCUCGAAUUAAAAUCAAAAUAAAUUUCGAAAAAUCUAUAGAAAAUGUAUCAUAAAUUGCCGAGGCCUCGAAACCCGACAGCCACUAGAUCGUAAGGCUUAGAAAGCUAAUGGCAGAAGGGAUCUCUAAUGAUGCACUGCACUUGCCCUAAGCUACGAAAUUCCGUGCAUGUUUAGUGCGUAAAUUGUAAUUUUAACUAAAUGUGCAAGAGAAAUACGGAAAAUACGGAAAAUGCGGAAAAUAGGAAACUAGGAAACCAAAACAAAAACUUUACGUGUGCUUUCAGUGUUGUGUAAUUUGAAAAACGGAAACAAACCGGAAAAAAUAAGCGAAAAAACCAAAUACUAGUAACUGUUAAAUGCUAAAUGAAACUAAACCGCUUUGCUGGCUCCCACACACACACACACACACACACUGGCACAGUCACAGGCACAGGCACCCACUCACACACUCGCACACUUAAGCUUGGGCAGCUACUUAAUGCUUCAAAAAAGUGCAACAAAUUGAAACUUGUGCUUGUCGAAGCAUGUGAUUGUGAGUGCUCCACUAUAAGCUGCUAUAGUAUAUUUACGAGCCUGUGUGCGUGUGUAUGGGUGUAUGGGUAUAUGGAUGUACCGUGUGUGUGUGUGAGAGCUUGUACUCUUUUCUACUACAUACAAAGAUGUACUUUAACGGCCAUGUUUGCGAAACCUAUUGCCUUUAAGCUUUAAAAUAUAAGCACAACUCGACGCAGGCAAACAAGUCAACAGCCUCGAGCAUUGGCCAUUGGCCAUUGGCACUAAAUAGCAGUUCGAUAAGCUAACAUUAAAGUUAAUAAUUCAACGAGCUGUUUGCAUAAACAUAGGUAAAUAUUUGCUUGACUUGAAGUUGAAUGCUUGCAGAGACUUCGAAGAGGUUCCCUUAAGCUGUUUUUAUGAAUUUAAGCCAGAAGAGCAAGGGGCAUGGUCUCAUCGCGCUCGAUCUGUUAAUUAGUGUCACUAGCCUUUGAGAUGACUAGUCCACAGGCGAGUUUGCCAACUGUACGCUAAUCUAAGGAACUAAGCCUUUAAAUCACUCUAUCUCUCUCUCUCUAUCUCUCUCUCUAUCUCACUCACUCUCCCACUGACCCACUCAUGCUACGGCUCUGUCCCUCUCAGUCACUCACUCUGAGCAUGAUACGCAACGUAUAUCAACAAUUCGUCCAAUAAUUGGAGACUUUCGGCGCCACAAGCUGCCACUGCCAAGUGGCAAGUUGGCAAGGCCAGAGCUCCAAUUGCCAAAAACCCUAAGUGUUAAAAAACAAUGAAACCAAAACGUAAAGAAAACCAAAGCUAAGUCAGAACUCAACUAAGGAUAAGGAUAGUUUAAAAAUCAAUAUUUACAAGCUAGAGAAUAUGAAUCUAGAUCUAUAUAUAUAUAUAUUUGUGUGUAGGCUGAACAUUUUUGCGUAUAUAUAUCGGUGUAUUUAUAUAACUGUAUUGCGAUUACAUAUACAAUAACAUUUUUGCUGUAGUUCGCAUAGCUCGCUUUUAGGCGCUUUUACACGCAAGCGAAUAAGGCCGAGGAGCUCUCAACCUCUCUCAUUUGCUUCAGACAGAUCUCCCCUGCCACUUUACUCCUAAACUAAUUGAUAUUUAAGUAUCAGGUACCUGCCAGAAUCAGCAACAACAACAACAAAAACAAAAACAACCAAAUAAAUAACAAGAUAUGAAUAUACAUAAAUAUUUAUUGAGCAAUUAUGUCUGUGCAAAUAUUUGUGUCCAUUUUAAUUAGAAGAGAGAAUAAUAAAAACGUCGAGAAGAAAGCGAAUUAUUUUUUAGAAAAAACUGGCAAAUCGAUGUCGUCUCCCCGAAAUGUAUAAAUGUUUUAUUAGUGUUUAGUGUGAGAUUCUCUUGCUCUCUCUGUGUGUAGCAACUUUUUCUGCGCCUUUGCUUAAAAACCAAACCACAACAAACAACAGACACGAGUUCGGCUUUAAGCUGAGUGGCCAACAACACUUGACAACAAGUCGAACAGAACACGCAUGAGCUUUUUUGUAGUUCUAUUUAAACAUUUUUAAAUAGCCAAAACCAGUCAACAAGAAAAUCCCAUUGGGCAUUAAUUAAUAUUAAGCUUCUAUCGAAAUAAGCGAUGUAAACGAGCAUAAUUAGUCUAAGAUAAGUGGGUAGAAAAGGCGGCAAGUGAAAAACACAAAUCAAAUCAGAUGGAAAUGCAAAUGAAAAUGAAAUCGAAAUCGAAAUCAAACACGUUGAUGGUAAUUCAGCUGCAUAAAUCAAAAGAGAACAAAACGUCAGCAAAUGCAAUUUGAGCCGGCAGUGUAAUGAAAAUAAAUACCCCACAGGUAGAAUGCAAUUGAAAAUGAGAAAUCAAAACAUUGAAAAUAAA